AAAGCCUAAGGAAGGAGAGAGGACCGUUUCUGCGGAGUCGCUUCUCUCUCCCAUCAUCCGCCCUCCCCAACCCAGCUGGAAAAGGAUCUUUUUUUUUCCCACCGGGAGAACUUUCUCAAAAAUCCAUCAAUCUGGAGAACAAAGUGCCUGAUCACGGAAAGCACCUCUGCUUUCUCGCCCUGGAGGUGUCAAGCGGAGAGGCCGAAAGGGCGCUGCCGCGAGCCUGGAACGACCCUCCCGCAGCCAUGGAGAAUGGGAUGCAGCUCCUGAACCGGGAUGGCCACAGCAUCUCUCACAAUUCGAAGCGGCACUACCACGACGCCUUUGUGUGCAUGAACCGGAUGAGGCAACGGGGCCUGCUCUGUGACAUUGUCCUGCAUGUGGCCACCAAAGAGAUCAAGGCCCACAAAGUGGUGCUGGCUUCCUGCAGCCCCUACUUCCAUGCCAUGUUUACAAAUGAGAUGAGUGAAAGCCGGCAGACCCAUGUCACGCUCCACGAUAUUGACCCACAGGCGUUGGAGCAGCUGGUCCAGUAUGCCUACACUGCAGAGAUUGUGGUAGGAGAAGGAAAUGUGCAGACACUGCUUCCUGCUGCCAGCCUCCUCCAGCUGAAUGGGGUACGGGAUGCUUGCUGCAAAUUCCUCCUGAGCCAGCUGGAUCCGUCCAACUGCUUGGGCAUCCGGGGCUUUGCAGACACGCACUCCUGUAGCGACCUGUUGAAGUCGGCGCACAAGUACGUCCUGCAGCACUUUGUGGACGUCUCCAAGACAGAAGAGUUCAUGCUUCUGCCUCUCAAGCAGGUCCUCGAUCUCAUAUCCAGCGAUAGCCUCAACGUGCCCUCGGAGGAGGAAGUCUACCGAGCCGUCUUGAGCUGGGUGAAGCAUGACGUGGACAGCAGAAGGCAGCACAUCCCCAGACUCAUGAAGUGCGUCCGCCUUCCCCUCUUAAGCCGGGACUUCCUGAUGAGCAACGUGGACACAGAAUUGCUGGUGAGGCACCACUCGGAGUGCAAAGACCUCCUCAUUGAAGCCCUCAAGUACCAUCUGAUGCCUGAGCAGAGAGGGGUCCUAAGCAACAGCCGAACCCGCCCCCGGCGCUGCGAGGGGGCCAGCACGGUCCUCUUUGCUGUGGGUGGGGGCAGCCUCUUUGCCAUCCACGGGGACUGUGAGGCAUAUGACACUCGGACAGACCGUUGGCACAUGGUCGCUUCCAUGUCCACCCGUCGGGCCAGGGUGGGUGUCGCCGCCAUUGGGAACAAGCUGUACGCCGUUGGAGGCUAUGAUGGGACUUCGGACUUGGCCACAGUAGAAUCCUAUGACCCCGUUACCAACUCUUGGCAGACAGAGGUUUCCAUGGGAACCAGACGGAGCUGUUUAGGGGUGGCGGCUUUGCAUGGGCUCCUCUACGCGGCCGGAGGGUAUGAUGGAGCGUCGUGUCUCAAUAGCGCUGAGAGAUAUGACCCUUUGACAGGCACAUGGACCUCAAUCGCAGCCAUGAGCACCAGGAGGAGAUAUGUCCGGGUUGCAACGUUAGAUGGCAACCUUUAUGCUGUCGGGGGAUACGAUAGCUCGUCACAUUUGGCAACGGUGGAGAAAUACGAACCUCAGAUUAAUACAUGGACUCCGAUUGCCAACAUGCUCAGUCGGCGUAGCAGCGCCGGCGUGGCUGUUCUGGAAGGGAUGUUGUAUGUCGCGGGAGGCAACGAUGGGACCAGCUGCCUUAACUCCGUGGAGCGCUACAACCCGAAGACAAACACAUGGGAAAGUGUGGCGCCCAUGAACAUCCGAAGGAGCACCCAUGACCUGGUGGCGAUGGACGGGUGGCUGUACGCGGUGGGCGGCAACGACGGCAGCUCCAGCCUCAACUCCAUCGAGAAGUACAACCCGCGCACGAACAAGUGGGUGGCGGCCUCGUGCAUGUUCACCCGCCGCAGCAGUGUGGGCGUUGCCGUGUUGGAGCUCCUCAACUUCCCGCCCCCUUCCUCGCCCACCCUCUCGGUCUCCUCGACAAGCCUUUGACAAAGAGUCCCGCGGCGCCUCGCCUCGCCCAGACUGCAGCAUCUGCCGGAGUGCAAGAGCCGCCUGGCCUGACCCCGGCGGCAGCCGCUCCCUGUGACGUGGCAUCGACGACGAGGGGGACGAAGAAGAGGUCGGAGGUGUAGAUGCUGCGUCAAGACUCUCUCUCUUUUUUAGUGUUAACUUCUUCUUUUCCUCCAUAGGGGCCUUUUUCUGGCUCUUGCGGGGCAUCUCCGAGAACAGAUCUUGACGAUAACCGCCCCCCCCUUAAGACAAAAACGUCAGCAGCCUUCCUCGUUUUUCAUCGCCUUUUUUCAUCUUCGCUCCACCGUCGUCGUCAGGUCCCUCUCGACCGGCCACAGCAACGUGGCUGCUGCUUCCACAAUCGGAUUCGAACCUCGGGCUCCGCUUUUGCACCAAGGAACCUAAAAACAGCCAUGAUGGGAUGCAAGGGGGGGGGGAAGAUGCUUGUCUGCUAGCAAGCGGAAGGUCAUUGACGUUGCCCUGCACCAGCAGCUGAAUGUGAAGCUGUGAAUGUCCUGAUUCGCCAAAACUACUUUGCCAAGCCUCUAUAGCGCACUGUUAAAGACCGUGGGGGUGAUGCCUGUUCCGCUAGUUUCUGUCGAAAAGGAUGCCUUAAAAUGAAAAACAAAACCAGGGCUGGAGGAGACGGUAGCAUUGUGAAACCUCUCACAUUGUCUGUGGUCCUUUGUUCUCUCUAUGUGGUUGUAUGCCACCCUCCUCUGCCUUUCCUCAUGGCGUAUUUUGGGGGCAUCCACCCACAUGCUGGCUCUGUUAAAUUCUCCCCCCCAUGCCCACCCCUUGGGAAGAAGCAAAUCUUAAAGGUAGACUGCUCUCUGACAAGGCUGCUCCUAGGAUGAUACUUGGAGAACAGCCAAAGUGAACAAGGCGGAGCAGAUUGCACCUUGUAUUCACAUGGAUACACGUUUCUUGGAUUUUAUUUUUAUUUUAUUUGUGUUGCGAUUUUAAAACUCUUUAAUUGGCUUUCAGUUUUUGAGCAGAUCUGCUAACUUCUUUAUUUAUUAUUAAUUUAUUUAUUUUAUUUUUCUUAAGAGGCAGGGUUGUGGAAAGGAAAAGACAAUUGCCAGGGGUAGCACUUGUUUUAAAGAAACCAACCAUACCUAUAUAUUUACAGCUGUUAUGUAUAGCUGUGUAUGUUUUCAUAGGCAGUCAGCUGCAGAUCUUUGGAAACUGUAUUGGGGGGGAGGACUUGUUCAGAAGUUCUGUUUAAAUGAUUGAAAUGGUAUCUGGCAAUAUAGACUUCCUAUUGGAAUGAAUGAGAGAAAGACAUUCCUCACACCUCUUUUUGGGGGGUUCAGAAUGAAGGUUGCGCAACCUUGUGUCCAACCUCCACUCCUUAGAGGGCGUUAUUGCGUUGUGUUUCUGCUGUUCAUCUCAGGGUGCUAGAGCCCCAUCCAUUUCAGAGUGGCCUUGUGCAAUGCUCCUUGGCUCCUGCUCUUUUCAGGACGAUCAUCUUGCGAUAGCCAUUCACUUCAGAGUGGCAUCGUGCCGUUGGCAUCCAAAAGCGAUUUUGUGUCCGGGUGCUAUUGUAAAACUCUCGUCAGGUCCUCCUCAUUUCACUAUGCUGUUGCAACACUCCUCAUCAAGGGAUGACGUGGACAUGUCCUCUUCAACUCCUCCUCCUAGCCCGGUUGGACAGCUCUUGUUGAUUUCAGAGGGCGCACUAGGUUUUCAUGUUAACUUUCAUUUUGCGCCAGUGGCGCUCUCAAGAGGAAGACUUCUCGGUAAAUUGUGACCCAUUGUCCUUUGGUCGGGAAAAAGGACUGGCUGUGGAAAAGCUUGCACCAAUGGACGUGUGACAGAGAGUACGCAAGGAAAUAAGAAAACGCCAUAGGUGCACAAGAAGAACCUGCAUUGAAAAUGCUAAGGUUCCCACACUGACCUUCCCCCCCCCCGGACCGCAAUCAACACUUUGCUUUCGAUUUUUACUGUACACCCCAACGGUUCUAUUGCUGGAGACUUCCCAACUCCCAACAAAGCCUCUCUUUGAGAGCAGGGGAAAGGAGGGUGCUUAAACAAAUGUUUCCCUACGUUAUCCAUUGUUCUCUAAGGUGCAGCUUGAGGAUCCUCAAGAGAGAGAGGCAGAGGGAGGCUGAAGCCUCAAGAUUGACCAGCCCCAUUUCAUCCACUGAUCAACUCCAACAGAUCAUACUUUGACUCUUCACUAGCCUUGGGAUUGUUUUGGAAUUGUGGCCUAACUGAUCUAGUUAAAGACUUCUAGUUUUUAUCUGUUGAUUGAUUGAUUCAUUUUUAUUUAUUUAUUUAUUUAUUCAUUUUCAGUUUCACAUUAUUUACUGUUUCUACUUCUGUUGUCUCUUUGUCCUUCCCUAUUUAUUGGAUUAGCUCUACUGGUCAUAAUUGGUAUGUUUUUUUUGGGGGGGGGGAUAGCUGAUAUGUAACACAGCUGCAUUUCUUUCGUUCGUUUGCAUCCUUGGUGUUUGCAUGGAGGGAGCAACCCGUGGUAAAAUAUUGGCUGUUGUAUUUCUGGGCAAGGGAUGAAGACUUCAGAGUUUCAAAGGCAGAGAGAUUUCAGCGUGAGGCUAAAGGCAGUGAGAUUGCCAUUGAGGUCAGAACUUCUUUGGGCCUAAGGACGACAGGGAUCAAAAGCAGACCUUGGAAAAGCCGUGGUUUUGGGAUUCAACUCUGGCAUGAAGUCCAAAACAGUAACUUUUAGGAGGCGUGAACUCCGCGAAGAGGGUGAAGCAGAGGGGUGCCAGAGAGUUUAGAGCAGGCCUGGGUAGCUUUCUCCCAGGUUUCUCCUCUCCCGGGAUGCGGUUUUCUCAAGAGUUGUAGAAUUUAGUGCUGGCUCCAUGUAAGACUUAGAGAGCAGGGGGUAGCACUCCAUAGAUUCAGAGAGAAAAACUUCACCACCCUUAGCCCGUCUUCACAAAAUGACACGUGGUGUCUUCUCAAUGCACUUUUUGGAGGAACCUAUUUAGCCCUCCAUGCAGAAACGCCCAAAACAGGGAUGGAUGGGUGAGUCGAGGGAAAGGCACAUUUUCAGGGGAGGGGGCAAAGGGUGCUUGUAAAAGUAGCUUUUGAAAAUGCAAGCACCAAAAACAACCACCCCUGGGGGUAGUAAGCAUUGCUGUAGCUUUCUAGUUGCAAUAUUUUUUUGGGGGGGGGAGGGGAAUACACAUAACUGAUUUUUAUUUUAAGAGUGCCUUCUCUUGUUAUUUUUGUGCUUGUGGCAAGUCCGGUGCUACAACGGUGGCCUCUUUGAUCACCUUCUCGUGUUGUUUACUUUUGUCACCUGUGUAACACCCUUGGCUUAGCUGUGAUGGUGUGGGAUAUGAAAGGGUUGCCCAAGGAUACGUUGAUCCUUGUGCCUCUGAGUCCGUGGUUCCCAAACUUUUAUUCUUCCAGGCGUGUUGGACCUCUGCAGUUUGGAUGUCCUUACCCGUGGGGAAAUGAGAUAAUGGUAUAGAUCCUCUGUGCAUCUUCGUUUAUGGAAGAUGUUGCUUUGGAGAGGUGGAUGCUGAUGCGUUGGUUCUCUUUUGCAUUCAAUCCAACUAUGUCUGGAGAGGAAAUACACCCUGAAUCAGCUCAUUAAUAUGCCAUUGUUAUGUCAAAACUAGCUUCAACCUGUUGACCUUCAGGAUAGAAGGAACCGCUGGCAUCUGGCCCUACUACGUAACGCCGGAAGGAAAAAGCUCCGCCAGUUGUAAUGUGCAACAGUGCAGAGCUGUGGAUGCCUUGAUAAGCAAAACUGUGAAGUGUGUACCGUUGCCAUAUGGAGGGAAAAUGCAACCAGCAACCUCUCUUAAAAAUGUCUGUGUGAUGAUGUGUGCUUUUCAUUUUUCCCUUUUCUGAGUUCAAACCACUAGCCCAAAUUAACUAAUCUUAACAUGACUUUUGAAAGUGCUUUUCAUCCUUGGUGGUUGUCCGCCACCACAGGCCUUUAGGGGUGUGUGUGUCUUGUUGCCCCGAGUUUGAAUACGUAUUGUCCGUGGAUUGCCACAAAAACAAGAUGAAGGACAAACAGGAGGAGAUAAAUCUGUAAAACCAUUUCCUCCUCAACAUCCUUUUGGAAAUAACAGGCUCUGGCUUAGCCAUAGAGCAAGUUCCCAGCUCCGUUACCCAACGUUAAAAGAGCCUUUUUCUUUGUUCACUUGUUUGUUUGACUUGAUCUGUAAGUGCGUGUCACUGUAUUUAUGUGCAUUUCAAUGUUAUUUUGUGUUUCUCAAUUUUUGCACUAUAACGGGGUGGGGAUAUGAGCAAUACAAGCCAGUGUAUAAAAUAAUAAUAACAAUAAAAAACUUUUU
Pogona vitticeps (central bearded dragon) is the source of this 6322-nucleotide messenger RNA. It is a transcript of the gene KLHL17, whose product is annotated as kelch like family member 17. The record is from RefSeq and is a predicted model, not a curated record. Gene Ontology annotation, molecular function: protein binding. Lineage: Eukaryota; Metazoa; Chordata; Lepidosauria; Squamata; Agamidae.